AUGCUGGGGAAACUCUUCCUUGCCUUCUUCCUGAGAAGCCUGGUGCUGAUUGCAGCCUCCUCUUCUUCAUCGUCGGAGGAGGACGAGAGCAGCAGUGAGAAGGACAGCGAGGAUCACCCCAAAAAUCAAGAUGCCUGGCCUUCGACGUUCCAGCACUGCAGUGGAAAUUCCCAGUCUCCCAUCAACAUCGACACCAGGGAGGCCAUCUUCAACCCCAAGUUACCAGCAAUAAAGCUGGAGGGAUAUGACCUCUCAGACAAACAAUCCCUGAGACUGCUAAACAACGGGCACACGUUGCAGCUGAGUCUACCCAACACCAUGCGCAUCGUCAAAGGGUUCGACAGCGUGUUCCUGGCCGCGCAGCUGCAUUUCCAUUGGGGGACCAAGGAGGUGCCUGGGUCAGAGCAUACCAUAGAUGACGUCCACUUCCCGGCAGAGAUUCAUGUGGUUCACUACAACUCUAAAUAUGCAAAUAUCUCAGAAGCGGCCAGCAAACCGGAUGGACUGGCAGUGCUGGGGGCCUUCAUUGGGAUUGGUCUACAUGAGAAUGAAAACUAUGAAAAAAUCCUGUCAUCGCUUGCAGAUGUCAGCAUAGAAGAGUCUGAUACUGAAAUCCCAGGAUUUAAUGUCCGGUAUCUACUGCCAAACAGUCUGGAUCGAUUCUACAGAUACAAUGGGUCCCUGACCACUCCUCCCUGCUACCAGACUGUGAAUUGGACUAUUUUCAAUGAUACUAUCACAGUUUCGCGGAAACAGUUGGCUGCCCUUGAGGAUACGCUGAAAGCAGGACACAACCAGCACCUGACCAAAAACUUCAGAGCCCCCCAGCUUCUUCAUGGGAGACAGGUGCUGUCUUCUUUCAGUGCAGUUCCCAGUUCAAGGGGCACAGGUAAGGGACAUCCCAUCUAGCUUCACACUAAGCUGGGUAGUAAUCAGUCAAUUCCCUUUGCAGGAGACAUACUGGCCACAGCCUUUGGAGUUCUCUUUUCUGUCACUUUGUUAUCCUUUAUGAUGUACGCAUGUCAGCAACGGAAAAAAUAUUCAAGAUUCAAAAAAGAUGCGAGACAGAAUGUUAUUUAUAAGCCAGCAACCAAAGAAGAGGCAUAGUGCCCCCCCAAACCGC
This is a messenger RNA of Megalops cyprinoides (Indo-Pacific tarpon), 1123 nucleotides long. RefSeq names its product carbonic anhydrase IX (gene ca9). Gene Ontology annotation, cellular component: plasma membrane. Lineage: Eukaryota; Metazoa; Chordata; Actinopteri; Elopiformes; Megalopidae. Gene Ontology annotation, molecular function: carbonate dehydratase activity; zinc ion binding. The transcript is spliced from 9 exons. The record is from RefSeq and is a predicted model, not a curated record.